AAGGAAUAACUGACAAAAACUCUUGAACAAGAGGGCAGCUCAAUUGUUUACCUUUUUGGCUGUUAAAAGGCUUUUCACUAAACCGAUGCAAUGCCUUAAAGAUUCUCCACUUUAUUAAAGCGUGGCUGGUGAGGAAGAACAGACGGGGAGAGCAUUUUUGACGUAUUGUGUUUCUUUUUGAAGCAACUCAGAAAACAUGAACAUCCUACCUAAGAAAAGCUGGCACGUUCGCAACAAAGAUAAUGUUGCGCGAGUCCGAAGAGACGAGGCGCAGGCCGCCGAAGAAGAGCGCGACCGCCAGAGGAGGGUGGAGCGCGCAGAGCAGGAGGCCCGAACUGAAUUCCUUCGCAGAAAGGCACGCACUUUGCAUUCUUCCCCAGAGAGUAAGAAGGAAGAAGGCGGCAGUCUUCAACAACAGGAGAAAUCGAAGCAUUUGGACUUGUUUGGAGUGAAUGACAGUGGAGAGAGAGAGAAGAGAGGAAAUGAGGAGUAUGAAAAAGAAAAGCAACAGGAAAAGGAACGACGAGAGCGUGCCAUUGGCCUGCUGGUUUCCCUUGGCCCUUCUCCUGGGACAGAUACUAAUCCAUGGUACCUGCAGAGUCCCACUGAACAUGGGUGCCCGGAGACAGAGUCUGGGAAAAAUGACAGGAAGAAACAGAAGGUUACUGAAGAUCAGCAAAGCAGAAAAGAAAAGAAGGACGCUAAGUUAAAGGCUUAUUUGGACCCUCUGCAUGAAAUGGAAAGCAUGCUGAAGAAGAAAAGGUCAGAGAAACAGGAGAAUAAACGAGAGAAGAAGGGGGAAAAGAGACGAGAAGACAAAGUUAGCGGAGCAGCAAGCAAUUCUUUGGAACGUAUGAGACAGGAGCGGCUGCAGAGGGAGGCAUCAGAAAGAGCUCGGGCCCAGAGUCUACUUACCAAGAGAACCGAAACAAAGCAGCAGGAGGAGAAGGAAGUCGAUGAGCGAAGCAGACCUUACAGUAGCCAGUACCAUCCUCACCUGGCCAGACAACGGCCUGCACCUCCAUAAGGCCUAUCUGGGACAUUACGCUUACAAGCAACCAAACUCUUCUACUAACAUUUCUGGGUUAUUCUACCUGUUAAGCGAGUAUCAGAAUACACAAUUAUCUCAGGUAUCGUUAUUCAGAUUGGGAUGUGCUGAAAUAACUGUCAAGUAUCACUUAAAAUGAGCUUUGUAUAAGAAUACAUUUCUUAUUUAAAUAAAAUGACGGAUACAGAGAAGAAGAA
Molecule: messenger RNA, 1245 nt
Organism: Erpetoichthys calabaricus (reedfish)
Lineage: Eukaryota; Metazoa; Chordata; Cladistia; Polypteriformes; Polypteridae
Product: leukocyte receptor cluster member 1 homolog
Source: RefSeq, a predicted model, not a curated record